This is a messenger RNA of Halteromyces radiatus, 1606 nucleotides long. Its product is annotated as transmembrane amino acid transporter protein-domain-containing protein. Gene Ontology annotation, molecular function: amino acid transmembrane transporter activity. Gene Ontology annotation, biological process: amino acid transmembrane transport. NCBI's taxonomy places the organism in Eukaryota, Fungi, Mucoromycota, Mucoromycetes, Mucorales, Cunninghamellaceae. Bases 113 to 1540 code for a protein of 475 amino acids. The record is from RefSeq and is a predicted model, not a curated record. The transcript has 5 exons.
CUUUUCCUCCUUUCUCUCUUCCUUUUUCCUUUUUCCUUUUCUUUUUCCUUUUUUUUUCUCUUACGUACUUUUCUUUUUCUAUAUUUUAUUUAUCUUAUAUUUCUUGACUUUGAUGACUACUCAUGGUGACCACCAAGUACAGUUGAAAACUAGUAUUCCUUCUCUUACCAAUACUGAACGAGAUCUAUUACAAGCACAUCAACCUGGUUAUGGAACUCGCUCUGCUGUGGAAGUUGCCUUUAAUUUAGUCAAUGCUACUGUGGGUGCAGGGAUCAUUGGAUUACCGUUUGCGUUGUAUAAUGCAGGAUUUAUUAGUGGAUUAGCUUUAUCAUUGUUUGUGUCUGUGGUAUCUCAAAUUGGGUUAUAUAUGUUGAUUGUUGCCGGUCAACGUGUUGGUAUUUACAAAUUUGCUGCUUUGGUAGAAUAUCUCUUAGGUCGACCUGGAUAUCAUUUUUUGAACUUUAUGAUAUUGAUUCAAGCCGCUGGUGCAUGUCUUAGUUAUAUUAUUUUGAUUGGUGAUACUCUCCCUGUAUUAUUAGCAUUAUAUUUUCCUCAAUAUCCAAACCUCUCAGAUCGUUCAAUGAUAUUGAUUUUCAUUUCUGUCUUCUUGAUAUUCCCUUUGAAUUUGUCCCGAUCCAUAGGUGCAUUGGCACGUUGGUCUAUUGUAUCUGUGCUUUGUUUACCCAUCAUCCUGCUGACACUAUUGAUUAGGGCUCCUCUUUAUUCUCCAACUCAUACAGCAACUUUGGAUUGGGUUGGUCCAGAUAUUUUUGGUGCAGGGGCUAUUAUGGCUUUUGGAUUUGCUUGCUCCCAAGUGGCAUUCAAUAACUUUUUGGCUUUAAAGGAACAAACUUCUCGUAUGUGGGCUUAUGCAGUCACGAUUGCUGCUAUCAUCAGUUACAUCAUGUCAAUGGCAUUUGCUGUCAUUGGAUUUCUUAGUUUUGGCAAGGAUGUGCAACCCAAUCUUUUUUUGAACUUUCCUGCAGAUGAUGCUGUGAUCAAUAUUGGUCGAUUUGCUUUGGGUUUUAGUAUGAUUCUGACUGUACCAAUGGCUUUUUAUCCAGCUCGUGAAGCAAUACAAAAAUCACUUGGAUUUGAAACACCAGAAAAGCAACCAAACGCUUAUCAACAUUAUGGAGUUACUGUUUUAUUAUCGAUUAUUAUCACCAUCCUUGGAGUUUGUGUUCAUUCGGUGGGUAAAGUAUACACUCUUAUUGGUGGUGUGGCGGCAACUACUUUGGCUUAUAUACUUCCUGCAGCAUCUUAUAUCGUCACUCGGUCUAUUCGUGGUCAACAACAAGAAGAGGCGAAACAACCUCUAAUAAAUCAUGUCAACAACAACCUUGAUUACAACUCUAUUGGCAGCAGUACAUCAAGUGAGAGUAAUCAUUCGGCUUAUCCAGUGAUGGUCGAGGAAGAACCUGUGGUGAUGGAUAUGGAUGAUGGCGCGACAUGUUGGUAUUUAGAUAUAGCAGCUGGACUGUUGAUUAUUUGGGGUUUUAUAGUGAUGUUCUUCGCAACGAAGAGUGUAUUUGCUUAGUUAUAUUGAUUGAUUGAUUAUUCUAAAUAAAUGAUGUCUUCCAUAAAAACCGAUUUUUUUUUUUUG